CGCCGCCGCCCCGGGGGCGCCUCCCCCCGCGGGGCCGCCGCCCCGGGCCCCGCUGCUCCUCCUCCUUCUCCUCCUCCUCCUCCUCCUCCUCCUCCUCCGCGGGGGCCCGACCGGCGCUGCCAGCCCGGCUGCGGCGGAGGUAAUCCAUGCUGAAGAGGCUCCAUUCAUACAGAUGAACCAAGGGUUGAGGCAGCACUUUAAACCCAGAUAGUCGGUCGGCUCACUGCCCAGCAGGAUGCCAUCAACCAGCCGAGCGGGCAGCCUGAAGGACCCAGAAAUUGCAGAGCUCUUCUUCAAAGAGGAUCCAGAAAAGCUCUUCACAGAUCUCCGAGAGAUUGGCCAUGGAAGCUUCGGAGCAGUUUAUUUUGCACGUGAUGUGCGCACCAAUGAGGUGGUGGCCAUCAAGAAAAUGUCCUAUAGUGGGAAGCAGUCCAAUGAGAAAUGGCAGGAUAUUAUUAAGGAAGUCAAGUUCCUCCAAAGAAUAAAACACCCCAACAGUAUAGAAUACAAAGGCUGCUAUUUGCGGGAGCAUACAGCAUGGCUUGUUAUGGAAUAUUGUUUAGGAUCAGCAUCAGACUUACUAGAAGUUCAUAAAAAGCCGUUGCAAGAAGUGGAAAUAGCAGCAAUUACCCAUGGUGCUCUCCAGGGAUUAGCAUACUUGCAUUCUCACAAUAUGAUCCAUAGAGAUAUCAAGGCGGGAAACAUCCUGCUGACCGAGCCAGGACAGGUGAAGCUUGCUGACUUUGGGUCUGCUUCCAUAGCAUCUCCUGCCAACUCAUUUGUGGGGACGCCAUAUUGGAUGGCCCCAGAAGUGAUUUUAGCCAUGGAUGAAGGGCAGUACGAUGGCAAAGUAGAUGUUUGGUCUCUUGGAAUUACCUGUAUUGAGUUAGCGGAAAGGAAGCCUCCUUUGUUUAAUAUGAACGCAAUGAGUGCCUUAUAUCACAUAGCGCAGAAUGAAUCCCCUACACUACAGUCUAAUGAAUGGUCUGAUUAUUUUCGAAACUUCGUAGAUUCCUGCCUCCAGAAAAUUCCUCAAGACAGGCCUACAUCAGAGGAGCUUCUGAAGCACAUGUUUGUUCUUCGGGAGCGGCCCGAAACAGUGUUAAUAGACUUGAUUCAGAGAACAAAGGAUGCAGUGAGAGAACUGGACAACCUGCAGUAUCGUAAAAUGAAGAAGCUCCUCUUCCAGGAGGCGCACAAUGGCCCUGCAGUCGAAACACAGGAGGAGGAGGAGGAACAAGAUCACGGCGUCGGCAGGACAGGAACAGUGAAUAGUGUCGGAAGUAAUCAGUCCAUUCCUAGUAUGUCUAUCAGUGCCAGUAGCCAAAGCAGUAGUGUUAACAGUCUUCCAGAUGCCUCGGAUGAUAAGAGCGAGCUGGAUAUGAUGGAGGGGGACCACACAGUGAUGUCAAAUAGCUCUGUCAUUCAUUUAAAGCCGGAGGAAGAAAACUACAGAGAGGAAUCGGAUCCUCGAACGAGGACAUCGGAACCCCAGUCUCCUCCCCAAGUAUCUCGCCACAAGUCUCAUUAUCGCAACCGAGAGCACUUUGCUACUAUACGCACAGCGUCGCUGGUGACAAGGCAAAUGCAGGAACAUGAACAAGACUCUGAACUCCGAGAGCAGAUGUCAGGCUAUAAACGUAUGAGACGGCAACACCAGAAGCAACUGAUGGCAUUAGAGAACAAACUGAAGGCAGAGAUGGAUGAGCAUCGCCUCAGGUUGGACAAAGAUCUUGAAACGCAGCGUAACAAUUUUGCUGCAGAAAUGGAAAAGCUAAUUAAAAAGCACCAAGCAGCCAUGGAAAAAGAGGCUAAAGUGAUGGCCAAUGAAGAAAAGAAGUUUCAACAGCAUAUUCAGGCCCAACAGAAAAAAGAACUGAACAGUUUCCUGGAGUCCCAGAAGAGAGAAUAUAAACUCCGUAAAGAGCAGCUGAAAGAGGAGCUGAAUGAAAACCAGAGCACUCCAAAGAAGGAGAAGCAGGAGUGGCUCUCCAAGCAGAAGGAGAACAUCCAGCAUUUCCAGGCAGAGGAAGAAGCCAACUUGCUGAGGCGUCAGAGACAGUACUUGGAGCUGGAGUGUCGACGCUUUAAGAGACGGAUGCUCCUUGGCCGCCAUAAUCUGGAGCAGGACUUGGUCCGGGAGGAGUUAAACAAAAGGCAGACACAGAAGGACCUGGAGCACGCCAUGCUGCUGCGUCAGCACGAGUCCAUGCAGGAGCUGGAGUUCCGCCAUCUCAGUACCAUUCAGAAGAUGCGCUGUGAGCUGAUCCGACUCCAGCACCAGACUGAGCUCACCAACCAGCUGGAAUACAACAAGCGCCGGGAGCGGGAGCUGAGGCGUAAGCACGUCAUGGAGGUCCGGCAGCAGCCCAAGAGCCUGAAGUCAAAAGAACUACAGAUAAAGAAGCAGUUUCAGGAUACAUGCAAGAUCCAAACCAGACAGUACAAAGCACUGCGAAACCAUCUGCUGGAGACCACGCCAAAGAGUGAACAUAAAGCUGUCCUCAAACGGCUCAAGGAGGAGCAGACCCGGAAGCUGGCUAUCCUGGCUGAGCAGUAUGAUCACAGCAUUAAUGAAAUGCUCUCUACACAAGCUCUGCGUUUGGAUGAAGCGCAGGAAGCAGAGUGCCAGGUUUUGAAGAUGCAGCUGCAGCAAGAAUUGGAGCUGUUGAAUGCAUAUCAGAGUAAAAUCAAGAUGCAGGCAGAAGCCCAGCAUGAUCGGGAGCUACGUGAUCUUGAACAGAGGGUAUCCCUCCGUCGGGCCCUCCUUGAGCAGAAGAUUGAGGAGGAGAUGCUGGCGUUGCAGAACGAGCGUACCGAACGGAUACGAAGCCUGCUGGAGCGUCAAGCUCGCGAGAUCGAAGCCUUUGACUCAGAAAGCAUGAGGCUAGGUUUUAGUAAUAUGGUUCUUUCUAAUCUCUCCCCCGAGGCGUUCAGCCACAGCUACCCGGGAGCUUCUGGCUGGUCCCACAAUCCUACUGGGGGUGCAGGACCUCACUGGGGUCAUCCCAUGGGUGGCCCACCACAAGCUUGGGGCCAUCCAAUGCAAGGUGGACCCCAGCCAUGGGGUCAUCCCUCGGGGCCCAUGCAGGGGGUACCUCGAAGUAGUGCUAUAGGGGUCCGCAACAGCCCCCAGGCUCUGAGGCGGACAGCUUCUGGGGGACGGACGGAACAGGGCAUGAGCAGGAGCACAAGUGUUACUUCACAAAUAUCCAAUGGUUCACACAUGUCUUAUACAUAACUUAAACAAUAACUGAGGGUGGCAAUUCCACUGGAGCUGUCUGCCAACAGAAACUGCCUACAGACACCAGCCCAGCAGCCUCCUCAGUGCGGUGCUGACGUGUGGAAGCUGGGUGCACAUGGAAUAUUGUAUUCAUUUUGUAAAGCAUUACGUUUUGUGUUUACUAACUGGGAUGUCAUAGUAUUUGGCUGCAGGGUUCGGGGGGGGUGUUUUUUUGUUUUUGUUCUUUUGUUGUUGUUUUUUACUUUUUGGAGGGGUCUUGGGAGGGCGUCUGAGAAAUAUAUGCAAUUAGUCAGAAGAGUUGGCUGGUGGUCGUCACACUGAUAGGACAGAAGGGCUCGUCAGACUGCCCUCGUCACGCCAUCCCGUAGGAAGUCUGAGGGAGAACGGAGACCUCCUCCCAUGUCCAUAAAUUUCGAACUACCACCCUGCAAAAACCAGGCGAGCUGCCUUUAAACCAACAUCUGGGGAGGAACAGCUGGAUAUUCUGUUCCAUUUUUAUUUGUCAUUAAAUUGGAUAAAUUCCUAGGGUUUUGCCUCUGCCAAGAGGAAUUAUCAAAGACUUGUAGGUGAGGAAGAAGGGUGAGAAGAGAGGCCGAGAGACACCAGGGCUCUGCAGAGCCCUUCUACCCAAGUGCCCGCUCCGUGUCGUGUAAGAAUUGUGUCAUUCUCGCCGAAGGCACUGGUGAGCUUCUCGAGAAGUGUGUAGGUGAACCUGUCUGGAGGGAACAGGCUAGAAAUGUUCGAAAUUGUGUUCCUGCUUUGGCACUCCUGACUGUGCUGCUGGUAGCUCAGACGAGGUUGGGCAGAGGAGCGCAAGUAAUGCACUUGUACGGCUAAUACUGUGACAUCUCAUUUUAGCUAAGCAUCAGAGUAAUUCCUGGAGCCCAGCGUAGUCCUCUCUGCUCCGUUCAGAAAUGUUUAGACUUUCAGCCAUUCAGUCUCAAAUGCCAGAGGUAUUUUGAAGGAUGCCAUAGUCAACAAAAUGCCAUCGAUCGGGUUUUUCAUUAUUACGCUACAGCCACCAAUUUGUUACCUUCUUGGCUUGUUGCAGUUUCCUGUUUACAUGUAGAUCGUAGCCAACUGUUUAAAUGUUUAGUUGCCACAGCGUACCAGGAGGAGCUGAGCCAAUGCCUCUUUCCCAGCUGAUGACUAACCCACAUCACCACUGUAGAUCUUGCUGCAUGUGAGGCUCCUUUUUCUUAUUUUUGUUGCUGCAAUACUUCACAACCUUUACAGUCCCCUGCGUGCCAUGAGAUUCUGGCAGCAUAUCACACCAUGUGAGAAGGCACUACUUCCCGAGGCUCGUCGGAGCUGCUGUACUACUGAAAGGAAGCAAAGGAGGUCGUGAAAUCCACACGGUGAUAAAGGGGUCAGAGAGUCUAAUUACCCGAACGACUUUGUGGUGGCAUCAUGUCAUCCCUUAGUGCUGGGAACUGGAGAUGCCCCUGUGCUCUUGUGCCAGGGCAGUCGGGGUCAGCCAGCACCGUGGGGUGAGAGGAAGAGCAGGGAGAUGAAGUUUGGCUUGAGGCAAAGAUUUCCAUCUGGGGGACUGACCAGCCAGGUUUCUUUGUAAAUGUUUUUCCUUGCACACUAAUCAUCUUGAAGAAAAACACUAGCUGCUAACUCUAGGAUUUGCCUUUAAUAUGUUUUUAUAGGGCUCAAAAGCAAGGUUUGCCGAAUGUGUUUGUCCACGUGACAUAUUUAUAUAGUAAAUACUCUAGUGUCUCGCUGCUGUUCAGUACUCGCAACAGGGCGACGUUCUUUUGUUAGCUAAAUUAACAUCCACUCCCAAUCCUUAACUCUCUGCCAGUGUCUGGUGAAUCCAACUGGGAUUUCUAACAUCUUGACAAAGCAUAUCACUCUCGUGAAGAUGGAAACUCUGCCAAAAUACGUUUGAGCAGCCCCUUAAUAAGGAGCUUUGUUGUACUCACAGUUGAUGGAAGCCUGGGAUGAGGUGGUGAUCCUACAGAGGUGACUCUGGUUGCGAGUGGUGACCAUGAAUUGUCCUGUCCUUCCCUCUGCUAUGUUUUUAUGUGGAAUUGGAUGUUUUGGAGUCACUCUUUCGCAUUGCAGUCUUGUUGAAAUGCAGCAGAACUGAUUUAGGAAAGGUAGCUGUGUUUUCCUGGGUUUAGAAAGAGACAAAAAUGAAAUGAAAGGCCAAAACUGUGUAUGGGGUUUACUACGUGAGAGGGGAGGGCGUGCCCAGAGCAUGGUGCUAACACAGCGUUUUGAAGUUCACCUCCUCAGCAGCAGUGACAGGAGGGACAGGCUAUACCUGCAAGUUUAGUGGGUUCAUUCUUUUGCUUCUGUUAUGGUUUGAAUUUGGUCAAAGUCUCUGGCUUAAAUUGAGCUACUUCAACAGAAUUCUCUCAACCCAUCUCUUUGUGUAAUGUCAAGCAUGACUGAAUGCUGAGUCCAAAUGAUGGCUGUCCCAUAUUGGCUUUUUUUGUAUUCAAAAAGAACUGUGUAGUAACCAUUUUUACAUGUAUAUCAUGUGCAGACCUGGACUAUUCCAACAAGUUAAUAUUUUAAUUAAAAUAGUUUGCAAAAACUGAUUCAGAUCAACUGGUCUAAAUGUGUGUGUCCCUGUGUGUACGUGGCGGAAGGAGACCUGUCCCAAAGCAGCCUGAUCCCGAGAGAAAGGAGCCAGAGGGACUCGGGGUCAGGCUGUGACUUGGAGGUAUGCAAGGAAGCCCUUGGCGUUGAGAAUUUUAAUGUAUCUUGGGUCUGUUUGUGAGAUACAUGAACAGCUCUACGCUAGAGAGACGCAAACACUCUCUGAAUCAGUUUGCAAACUCUUGUUUUUAAAAGACCAAUUACUCCAUGUUGUCCUCGUUGCAGUCAUGCCCUAAGCUUAGUUUUAAAAAUACUGUAAUCUGUAAAUUGUGGAAACUACUCCAGUACCUCAGCAGAGAUGUUCUCUUGCAUCUUUUAUGUUCAUCUUUAACACUGGGGAAACUCUUCUGUAUGGACUACUGCCCAAACUUUAUGGUAGUGUUUUCAAAUUGCCAGCUUGGCCCCUGGAAUCUGUAAUUCUGUGGUGGUUUUUCUCUCCCCUUUGCGAAGACCUGAAGUUCUGAUGUAGUUUAGCCCAGAGAAAGCCGGCAUUUGCACCCUUCUGAUUUGAAUUCCUUUUGAUUUUAUUCAGUUAAAAUUAGUGAAAGGGACCACGUUGUUCUUGUUCCCCACGGUCCCAGGGAGUCGGCAGCUGCCUCUCCCUUCCAUGUUGAACAUUCUGUGCUUUCUUCCUCGGAUGCAGCGCUGAAAUGGAGGCCACAGCUCCAUUUCACCUGCAUUCGCUCCAAGCCUGUGAGCUUCAAAGGGGUUGAAGAAAUAAAUGUGGUACGAUACCAAGCUUCCCACAGAGAAUUCCCUGCAGCCGUUCCUUGCCUGGCUUGGGGCCAGGCUGACGUUGCUCUCUGUCCCACCCGGCCCUCCCGCUCCAGAAGGAUGUGUGUUGCACGCUAGGUGACCCCCACGGGGUGCACCCUGGUCCAUCCUGGGGUGAUGCUGUUUGUUAACCCCCCUCCCCAGGGAAAAGAGCCUCUUGCAGUUGAGGCCCCCCUGCCCCCAGACCCUGCUUACGUGCCAUUUCUUGAGAGGCAAUAAAUUGUAUUGUACCACUGUCGACCAUUACUCUGUUGAAUACGCACAUCUCUCUGGAUAUAUAUAUAUGGUAUCUCAUUUGUAUGUAUUUAUAUGCCCCGUACACACGUGUGUGUGGGUGUACGUGCACACACACCUCAUGCUGUGCAUUUCUGUCAGGGCACUUGAGUUCUGCUGUUCUUUAGCGCUCCUGUUCAUGAGCAAAAGCAAUCCCUGCAGCAGGGCUCUCGAGGGCGAGGGCACGGACGUCUGCACAAGCUGUGCUAGGGCUGAACGCGGUCAAAAGCCUUUGCUUAAAUACUGCCCUGCUAAUUGUAGCUUGCUUUUUCUGGGGCGCGGGAGGGUAGGCUGGCUGCUACGGGUGUAAGAGCUCCCAGAGGGUACCAGAACGUCAGAAGAUAGCAGAGAAGAAAACAAGAUGGUAUAGUGAUAGGGAAGCAGUUGAGGCAGUGUAGCGACGUGCUGAGGAGGCGGUGAGUGGGCCGGUGAAGUGCUCAGCAGGCUGAGCUCAGAGUCCCCAGCUGCACCUCGCCAUAAAAGAUCACAAGCCCGGCACGGUCUUGGCACACUGCGCUGGCAUUAACUUUUGGCAUUCCUGAGUUUGAGCCGCCGCUGACUCUGAACACUGUCUACCUUUGUGUGUUGUCUAAUGACAAGAACAGGUUGUGUGAAGGAUCCAAAGAGAAGCUAGAUUGGAAGAUUUAAAUGAUAUGUGUUUGUGUAUGUGUGUACAGCGCCUACAUACGUACAUAUAUGCACACAGAGAGACCCUUCUGGUCCAUUCUUUAUUCUGUUUCAGUGUGUGUGUGUUGUUACUCGAGUCCAGGAAGCAGAGGACAGCCUUGUUCUUCUCCUGGGUGCUCGCUCUGCGAUUCUAGUAAAUCUUGCCCUGGUCUUUCUCAUAGCAGAGGAGCAAGUGCCAUGCUGGACACCAUGAGCUCUUCAAGCUGUGGAGACCCUUCUAACCUUCUCCUUUGUCCUCUAUAGAACCCACCUUAGUGAGGUGUCUGGCAGUUUGGGGGAUAAAUGUGUCAAGUUAUGACUGUUCAUGCAGUUGUGAUAUUUACCCCUGGGGACACCCAGCCAGCUCAGUAGCGCCAGCCACGGAUUCUCUUUGUGCUGUCGGAGAAUGUGGAGGCAAUUUCCCCUGUCCGUUUUAGAAGGUCUUCGGCGAGCUUUUUAGGUGAGGCUCAGGUUUGGUUGGGACAUCCUUAGCAUUUCAUGAGGUGUUGUCUUUAGCUGUGCUCGUACCUGUGGGCCUCGCCCACUGCGGUGCCAACUGGCGGCAAGCAUGGAGCCCUGUGCCAAGGCUGAAGAAGUGGUGGAUGCCCAGACAGGGAUGUAGGUGUCCCUCUGCUGUGUUUUGUUUCGGUUUGCACUUUUACAAGUCGGUUGACCUGGAGUCUGUUGAGAAAUAUGAGGUGCUUUAGAGGGUUGUGGGGAGCUGUUUACAGCCAAAAAACAAAGCUGAUGAGUCUCGUGGUCAUAGUAAACAUCACCCCACGAGGGAAUAAUGGCAGCAGAUAACUCUGUUCCUGUUGCAUAAUGAUGUUCAGCCAGCUGGGGCCGUGACGCUGCCUGCUGCAGCCCUGCCCUGCCCCUCAGCCCAGGCUUUGCUGGGGAGGGAAAAGGCCUUUGUCAGCUGGAGAGUGACUUAGUAAAUCGGAUUUGCCAGCAAACGAGCACCUUAAACCGCCAAGCUGUGGGUCUCAAUACUUGCACUUCGCCUGAAGGCUUCUCUCGGGGGGGAGGAAGGCAGUUUGGGAUGUGACCAUUGGCUUUGCACCCAUCUGGCGUCCUCGAAACACCCUAAAGCCGUGUCCUAGGAAAAGAAACCCUAACAUUGAUUCCCUCUCUCCUUGCUUUCUCCGAGUGCACACACUGAGUCCAGGAACCAGGAGGGGCGAGCGUUGCCCCCACAGAUGUGAACAAACCCGGGGAGGGGAUCUUCCCCCACCCUCGCCCCUCUGGUCCCCUGCCCCGCUCCCCACCCCUGAGUACGGGUACCUCAGAACAUGCACAGUCUGAUUUUUCACUGACAAUUACUUUAAUUAUUGUGAGUGAGAAGAAUUGUAAUUAUCUGUAAAUAUGUAGGUAACAAAUUGACCUAGUUUCUGUAUUUUUUAAGUUUUUGUACUAAAAUUUAUAGGUACAGUACGUGCCAGCUAGCAAGAAGCUACUGUAAUUGCCAGUCGUAGUUCAGCAUGCAUCCAGUCCCCGAGACUUGUCCGAGUGAUGCUGUAAGGAAUUGUGCUUAAAUAUUGCGCGCUGGGGCGGCGCAGCCGAUGGGGCAGGAGGGCUGGGGAGGCCGGCAGCCGCUCACCGGGGGCUUCCAGCUGGGUUUUCCAUGAUCCCUGUGUGUAAUCUUCCCUUCAGUGUCGUGUGAUGGGCAGUGCGAGGGAUGGAGCAGUGGCUUUGAGCUUUCUCUGGGGCUGAACUCGACGGGAACCUCAUUCGGGUUCUUUGCUGCAGUUUAAUACCGGCUUACGACUACGUUUUUCAACCUCUCUAGAAAUUAUCUGUUUUUUUCCCCUUCUGCUUUUGUCUUAAACCUGACAUCAUCUAAACCUACUGGAGGAAAAAAAAAACAA
Cuculus canorus (common cuckoo) is the source of this 9441-nucleotide messenger RNA. RefSeq names its product TAO kinase 1 (gene TAOK1). Bases 236 to 3241 code for a protein of 1001 amino acids. The transcript is spliced from 20 exons. Gene Ontology annotation, molecular function: ATP binding; protein kinase activity. Lineage: Eukaryota; Metazoa; Chordata; Aves; Cuculiformes; Cuculidae. The record is from RefSeq and is a predicted model, not a curated record. Gene Ontology annotation, biological process: execution phase of apoptosis; protein phosphorylation.